Molecule: messenger RNA, 1714 nt
Organism: Drosophila hydei
Lineage: Eukaryota; Metazoa; Arthropoda; Insecta; Diptera; Drosophilidae
Product: kelch domain-containing protein 4
Exons: 4
Coding region: 94-1647 (517 amino acids)
Molecular function (GO): protein binding
Source: RefSeq, a predicted model, not a curated record
CUGUGUAUUCUUAUGUUAAGCAUAUAUGGUCACUAAAACGUGCUUUCAAUCUUCAAAAGUUCAAGUUUAAUUUGUAUUUUGAAUUAGAACAGAAUGGGUAAAAAGGAUAAGAAUAAGAAGAAAGGCAAGGGCGCCGAGAAAACCGCCAUGAAGACGGACAAAAAGCUGGCAGCCAAACAAAAGAAAAUGCUUGAAAAGCUCGGUGAGGCGGAUAUUGCGGAUAUUGUUAAGAAAUUAGAAGCUCAAGAGCAGAGUGUAACGGCCAUAAGCGAAAAUGUGUGUGCAGCACCAACGCCACGUUCCAAUUUCUCACUCGUAGCACACCCCGAAAAAGAAGAGCUGAUCCUUUUUGGCGGCGAGCUGUAUAAUGGAUCUAAAGUCUUUAUAUAUAACGAUUUGUACUUCUAUAAUAUACCACGCAACGAAUGGAAGCAACUGCGUUCACCGUCAGGUCCAACGCCACGCAGUGGCCAUCAGAUGGUUGCCACAGCCAACGACGGCGGCCAGCUCUGGUUGUUUGGUGGAGAGCACGCUAGUCCGUCGCAGCUACAGUUCUAUCAUUACAAGGAUCUCUGGAUGCUAAGCCUGAAGACACGCCAAUGGUCCAAAAUCAAUGCACCAAAUGGUCCAAGUGCACGCAGCGGUCAUCGCAUGGUCGUCUCCAAGAAGCGUCUUUUCGUCUUUGGCGGAUUUCAUGACAAUAAUCAAUCCUAUCAUUACUAUAACGAUGUGCACGUAUUCUCGCUGGAAACAUAUGAAUGGUUGAAAAUUGAAAUAGCGAGCCCAAUUGUACCGGCUAUACGUUCCGGCUGUUGCAUGGCCGCCGCACCGGAUGGCAAAAUCUUUAUAUGGGGUGGCUAUGCACGAACCUCAAUGAAAAAGGAUCUAGAUCGAGGCGUUACACACACGGACAUGUUUAUGCUGGAUGUAGACAAGUCUGGUUCCGGCAAUAAGUUUAAGUGGAGCACUGUCAAGGCUGGCGGUUAUCGCCCAAAGCCGCGCAACAGCGUUGGUUGCACCGUUGGAGCAAAUGGCAAAGCGUAUUGCUUUGGCGGUGUCAUGGACGUCAACGAGGAUGAUGAGAAUGUACAAGGACAAUUUGGAGAUGAGCUACUUGUAUUCGAUUUGAGCUCCCAUGCGUGGCGACUGCUGGAAGUCGCAGCCAAGGAUAAAAGCAGCUCUAAAUUGGACAAAGAAAAGUCGAAUGAUAUCGAAAUGGCUGGUGAUGCCGCUCAAGCUGCCGAGAAGACAGUGACUACCAGCACAGAUGGCAUUUUCACGGUAACCGUUGGUGGACCUGGCUCUAGUCAAGCCACCACACCCUAUGUUUCCAAAAUACCCAGUCUGUUUGGAACGCCUCGUCGCACAGAUGUGCCGUCACCUCGCAUGAAUCCGGGUCUGUGCAUUUGCAAGGGCAUUUUAUACCUAUUUGGUGGAAUCUACGAGGAGGAUGAGAAACAGCAAACAUUAAAUGAUUUCUAUGCAUUAGAUCUACAUAAACUGGAUCAAUGGAAGGUCCUCAUAGCAGGCAAUCAGAAGGCGCACGACUGGAUCGAUGAUGACGACAGCAGCAGCUCCGACGAGGAGUGCUCCGAUGAAGAUGAUGAUGAUGAUGAUGAUUCUGAUUCUGAAAUGGAAACUGAUUGAUUGCAUAGUACUAUAAACAAUUUGAGUAAAAUGUAUUUUAAUAAAUACAAAAUUGUACAGCUGAAGU